AUGAACAAGCUGCAGAGACUGCUUCAGAACAAGAUCCUAAUCCUGACAAUAUGUGCUGCUGGGAUUGGAGGCACUUUCCAGUACGGUUACAACAUCUCCAUCAUCAAUGCUCCAGCCUCAUACAUCCAGAUGUUCAUGAACACGACCUGGCUGGAGCGCAUGGGCGUUCCCCUGGAGAGCAACGUCAUCCUGCUGCUCUGGUCCUUCACUGUCUCUGCCUACCCUCUGGGAGGCCUCACGGGGGCUGUGGUUGCUGGGCCCAUGGCCAUCAUGCUGGGCAGGAAGAUGUCCCUGCUGCUGAACAAUGUCUUUGUGAUUGUAGCUGCAACCUUGUCCGGCUUCAGCCGAAUGGCCAAAUCCUUUGAAAUGAUUAUGCUCAGCAGAUUUUUCACUGGUGUGAAUGCAGGUGUAAGCAUGAACAUUCAGCCCAUGUAUCUGGCAGAGAGUGCCCCAAAGAAGCUCAGAGGAGCUGUGGCCUUGACCUCUGCAUCAUUUACAGCCCUGGGGCUGGUGCUGGGGCAGGUUGUUGGACUCAGGGAGCUCCUAGGAGGGGAGGAGAACUGGCCAUUGCUCUUAGCAAGCAAUGUGGUUCCUGCUCUGAUCCAGCUCACAGCUCUGCCUUGGUUCCCUGAAAGCCCCAGAUAUCUCUUGAUUGACCGUGGAGACAAAGAAUCCUGCAUCUCUGCAUUGCAGAAGCUCAGAGGCACCAGUGACCUGAGUGCAGAGCUGGAAGAGAUGCUGGCAGAGCAGGCUGCUGUUAAAGGCCAGAGAGCAAAGAACCCGUGGGAGCUGUUCCAGAACCCAGCUCUGAGGUGGCAGCUGGUGAGCAUCGUGGUGCUGAGCAGCGCCAUGCAGCUCUGCGGGAACGACUCGAUGUAUUUUUAUGCAGCUUAUGUGUUCCAAGAGGCCGGAAUUCCUCAGGACAAGAUCCCCUAUGUUGUAAUCGGCACGGGAAGUUGUGAGCUGAUCACAUCUGUCACUUGUAACAUGAUUAUAGACUACGCCGGUCGGAGGCCGCUGCUGCUGGGGGGAUAUAUCUUCAUGGCAGGAUGGGCCAUUGUCUUCAUGGUCGCUCUGAGCCAGCAGACUCAGAUUAGCUGGAUGCCUUAUCUCAGCAUGGCCUGCAUUUUCGCCUAUAUCCUGAGCUUUGGAAUCGGACCAGCUGGUGUAACAGGAGUUCUGCCCACAGAGGUUUUUGAUCAAAUGUCCCGACCAGCUGCUUACAUGAUCUGUGGCUCCCUGCUCUGGUUCAACCUGUUUCUGGUUGGAACAGCCUUUCCAUUCAUUGUGAAGAGUCUAGCACAUUUCUGCUACAUCCCAUUCCUUGUGGUCUGUGUCUGCACUGCCCUCUACGUUUGGUUUUUCCUUCCUGAGACAAAGGGAAAGUCCUUCCUGGAAAUCUCGGAGGAGUUCAGGAAACGGAACUUCAGAACUAGGACCCGUGCCGGUUUCUAUAAAGGCCCUGAGGAGAUCAAAACCACCACAUUGUAGCAGAAGAAAGGAAGAUGGUGUCUGGGGGAAUUCUGCAGUGAAUUCAGCAGUGGCUACGUGCCCUUGCAGGGACACAAAGAGAGAACUUAGGGACAAUGUAUUUACUCUUAGGUUCCUAAGUUCACCUUGAAAACAUACACUUGAACUGAUAAAUCCAAGCAAAAGUUCAAUAAUCUGUUCUCAGCUUUUAGUACUGAGUAACACAUGUUUAUUUUAGAAUCCAUAUCAGAGAGUGACAGAAUGAUGCCUUAUUCUCUUAUCAUCAUACAACACCAUGUAAUGCUUUAGAAAAUUUCUUCACAAUUUCUCCAAACAGUAACUCCCAUUUCAGAAGUCCUUCUUUCCUUGCCCCUGAAUCUGGGCUUUCUAACACAGAAAUUAAUGCGAUUAAAUUCUGUUUUCAGACACCAGAUGAAAUUUUCAGUACCUUGUCGUGGUGCUCCCGUUGUUUCUGUUAUUAAGUGAUUUCAAAUAGACCCCUACUUGUUAAGCAAUAGUGAACAGUUAAUUAUUUUCAGCUAUAAAAACAUGUGACAGAUGGAUUAGAAAGAAAGCUUCUAGUACUUGCUAAGUGGCUUAUUAUACAACAGACUUUUGGGCAUUGUU
Molecule: messenger RNA, 2097 nt
Organism: Pseudopodoces humilis (Tibetan ground-tit)
Lineage: Eukaryota; Metazoa; Chordata; Aves; Passeriformes; Paridae
Product: solute carrier family 2, facilitated glucose transporter member 11
Biological process (GO): dehydroascorbic acid transport
Cellular component (GO): plasma membrane
Molecular function (GO): D-glucose transmembrane transporter activity
Source: RefSeq, a predicted model, not a curated record